Mesorhabditis belari is the source of this 2460-nucleotide messenger RNA. NCBI's taxonomy places the organism in Eukaryota, Metazoa, Nematoda, Chromadorea, Rhabditida, Rhabditidae. The record is from the annotation of a GenBank genome assembly.
AUGGAAUGUCUCAGUGUUUCGAGCACAUCCGACGGAACAACGACUUAUUCUACAACUGAAGAGGAGGUGCUCAGUGUUGUCUCGGAAUCUGAGUUCAAGUCAAGCAAUUCUCAACUCGAUUUGCUCUCGCAAGGCGAAGCUGCCGACCCAUUUGCUCCAAUUGUGUACGCAGAGAAGAUUCAUCCACGGAUUGAGCCAGCUAACCGAACUGGAAUGGAAGUGGUGAAGCUUGUAACAAACAUCUUUCCAAUUCGUACCGAUCCAAAUCGUGAGGUCUACCGCUACGACGUGAGUGCUGACUUGGUGACGGGCGUUGAAACAAGAAACAGGAAUGGAGGAGUGAUCUCAAUGAAUCGAGGACCAAAGGAUGAUACGCUGAUGACUCGUCGUUCGGAAGCAGUUCGUGCCGCUCUCAAAGCGGCUUUGGAGGCUUAUCGUAUUCUCAGCGAAACUGGUGUUACAGUCUUCGAUGGAACUACUAUCCUUUUUUCAAACGAAGAUCUCGCUAUGGCUCUGAAACCGCAUAACGGCACUCUCACUCUGCCUGAGAAGCAAAGGAAAUUCGAAUCACGAUUCGCCCUUGCACUGAUUCAGCUCAUCACUUCACUAUUGGAGAUGCGGAAGCGAAGAUUGCCAACGGAGAAAGGAAUCCGCUUCAUUGAAGGCGCCGAGUACAAGGAAACCACGCCAGAUGCUCGAUUAGUGGCGGCCCUUGUAUUGGAUGCGAAGAUUGGAACUUUUUACAAGGCGAACGGACUUGUUGAAACAAUUGCUCAACUGAACAGAUGGGAAGGUGUUCAUCAAGUUCAAUGGGAUCCGGCUGCAAUCAAAAGGACAAACACUUAUUUGCGCGGUCUACAGAAGGCCAGAAAACCCGAUGAUCGUUGGAAUCUGAUCAAAAACCAUCUCGACGAGCUUGAUCUUUCAAGGAACUCUCCAAUUAUGGCUGGAUUUGGCAUCUCUGUUGAUUCGAAGCCUUUGCAGGUUACUGGCUUCCGUCGGCCUGCUCCGAAAGUUCAAUAUGGCGAAUCGAGAUCUGUGCCUACAGAUUUAAAGAAAGCUGGCUGGAAACAGGGAAAAGAAACUUACACCGAGGGCGCUGUUGUGGACAAGCUUUACAUUGCAUGGAAUGAAAACCCACGAGUUCUACCACAAAUUCAAGCAUUUGUCGAGCGCUUCAAGAUCGAAGCGGACCACAAAGGAAUAACAAUUCGCUCACUUGAAGUCGAAAAUGCGCCAACAAAUCUUGACGAUGAAGUCCGAACUGGAAAUCUAUUUGCCAAGGCAAAGAAUCAACGCAAAAUCCUCGGUGCAAAAGCUACGAUCAUGAUCAUCUACAUUUCAAACAAGUUCGUUGAUCCUGCUGGCCGAAUUCCAGAAACGAGGUCUCAUGGGCUCCUGAAAUUCUUGGAAGCGAAACAUCAAAUUGUGACGCAACAUCUGGCAACGGAUACUAUCCUCGGCAAAAAGCAAUACGACAACUCAAUUAAGCCGAUGGAUAAUGCGACUAUGGAGAACAUUCUCAACAAGUUCAAUUUGAAGGCAUUUGGAUUAAAUUAUACGAUUGUGCCGGAGUCUUUCGCAAAAGAUCACUGGUUUGGAUCAACGCUUAUUAUGGGUUAUGACGUCUGCCAUCCAACCGGCCAGACAGUCGGCGAACGUGCUCUUGGCUUUGCUGUUGAAAAUCCAUCGGUGGUUGGGUUUGCACACAACGGCUGUGAGAAUCGCGAUGCGUUUGUCGGUGAUUUUGCAUUUCAAGAGCCUCUCCGGGAACGGGUUGAUGAUCGCCUCCUAAACGCAAGGACGAAAUGGAUGCUGAAGUGGUGGCAAAAGCGACGGGACCCUAAAUUGCCGGAAAAUUUCUUUAUUUUCCGUGAUGGAGUCUCGGAAGGACAAUAUGAAAUGGUUUUGAGUCAAGAAUUGGGUGCCAUUCAAGAAGCUUGUGAUGAAUACGAAGUUGGAUACAAGCCAAAUUUUCUGCUGGUGGUAGUCACGAAGCGUCAUAACAAACGCUUUUUCAAAGAGGGGAGUAAUGGAGCAAUUGGAAAUCCCGAGGCCCUUACUGUGGUUGAUCAAGAAAUCGUCAGAACGGAUCUGACUGAGCUUUUUAUUCAGUCGCACCACGCAAUUCAGGGAACAGCAAAGGCGACUCAAUAUGUUCUUCUCUACAGCUCGGAUCCAUCAAUUACGCAAGAUACUCUCCAACCCUUGAUUCUGGCUCUCACUUUCCAACACCAGAUCUGCAAUAUGCCUGUCUCAAUUCCUGAGCCUGUUUAUCAAUCGGACGAGUGGGCAAAGCGAGGCAGUGAAUUGCUGAAAACAUAUCGCGAUCUGAAAUUCCCGCUGGCUAGGAAAAAUGGCGGAGAUGGACGUGACAAAAGACAACCGAUUGACUGGGAAGAAAUGACCAAACGUCUCGGUUAUAUGAACAAGCCUUUGGAUGGUGUUCGAGCGAAUGCA